AAAUGAUGAGCUGAUGAUAAUUUCUAAAUUUCCAAACAGGCAUCAGAUAGUCCCAAAAAAUCAAAAAGCAUUGCAAAAAAGAGGAGCACGUUUGGCGACCUAUAUGAUGACCUCGAAACUCAGUAUUCCGUAGUGGAGCGAGCAGAAAGAGUACAUGAACGUUUGGAAAACGAACUGCCUCAUUUUGUGAAGCAUAUGCUCAAAUCAAAUGUUAAAGGCGGAUUUUGGCUGCAUCCACCAAGAGAUUUUUGCAGAAAAUAUUUGCCCAAAAAUAACACAUCGAUUGUGUUGGUGGAUGAAUUGGGAACUGAGUACAUGACAACUUACAUUUACAAGAGCCUCGGCUUGAGCGCUGGAUGGAUGGGCUUUUCCGAAGCGCACAAGUUGAAGAUAGGAGAUAUAUUGUUUUUCCAUAUGACUGCGCCUCACGAAUUUAAGGUACACAUUGUGAGAGUACACCAUGUCGAUGAGGAUGUUUUGAGUGCAGCACUCUGUCUCAUGGAUAUGGAAGGAAGCAGCAGUGAUCUCGUGAAGACAAAGAAGAGGAGGGGGAGGAAGCCUAAGUACGGGGUGCCUUAUCAGCGUGUCAUUGCUGCUCCAGUAGAGAACUUCAAAGGCGAAAACUCAAUCCCUAGUCCUGUUCCAGAUUGUAGCAGCAACCCUUUUUUGCUCGGAAAUGGUUCAAAAAGGUCCUGAAAUCACGAAUGACCUCUGCUAUCCCGAGACAUCUUAUUUAUGUGAUCAUGCUCAUGAGGGCGUCACAUGUAGAUAGCUGUGCAAAGUCUCGAGGUUGGUUGUAGGCGGUACGAGUUUUUGAGUGGAUCCCGGACAUUACAUAUAGAUGCUUCAAACUUUGAUUUACAACGCGGAGAUGGUGAGGGGAAGAUGCAAAUAUUCAACGAAAUUGUGGAAAUGUAGAAACUUUGACAAAAGACCUUGAAUAUAUACUGACGUCUGCAUCCAAAGUAAAGAGAAACUAAAUACAAAGGCAGAUCUUGACUUGUCAUUUGAAAUUUGUGUUGGGUGCUUAAUUUAUUUCCAUUUUUAUUUAGUUUGCCCUUGUGAUCUGCUUUGAUGUGGGGCUAUGGCUUAGCAGUGAUAUUAUUUACAUACAAAUUAUGUAGGCGCCUUGAAAAGAAAAGAUUCUUAUACAUGCCUAAAAGAAGCAUAGGUGAUUGUUGUAUUUUCAAGAAAUACUGCAAAUGUUUUCUC
Messenger RNA from Salvia hispanica, 1212 nucleotides. RefSeq names its product B3 domain-containing protein Os06g0194400-like. Gene Ontology annotation, molecular function: DNA binding. The record is from RefSeq and is a predicted model, not a curated record. Lineage: Eukaryota; Viridiplantae; Streptophyta; Magnoliopsida; Lamiales; Lamiaceae.